Molecule: messenger RNA, 940 nt
Organism: Lactuca virosa
Lineage: Eukaryota; Viridiplantae; Streptophyta; Magnoliopsida; Asterales; Asteraceae
Source: the annotation of a GenBank genome assembly
UAAAAAAUCGAUUUAACGAACACCUCUGGUUGUAGGAAAACCAGUCGGUGUGGAAAAUCGGGGAUGACGGCGGCGUUGAACGCUGUAAUGAACGGCGGAUUAACAGGUGGUGGUGCAGUCGCGGCCCAAAAGACGGUGCUGAUAACAGGCGUCAGCAGAGGUUUAGGCAAAGCCCUAGCCGUAGAAAUCGCGAAGAGAGGCCAUUCCGUCAUUGGCUGCUCUCGUUCUCAAGAGAAACUCGAUUCUCUCCAAUCGGAGCUCUGUUCUGGACCUUCUUCUUCUUCCUCCUCCUCUGAAAAACACCUAUUCUUGAACGCUGAUGUGUGCUCAAAUAGCGGAGUUCAAGAGCUUGCACGAGUUGUGAUGGAGAAGAAAGGUGUUCCUGAUAUAAUUGUAAAUAAUGCAGGCACCAUUAACAAAAACAACAGACUAUGGGAGGUUCCAGAAGAGGAAUUCAAUGCUGUGAUAGAUACUAAUCUGAAAGGAAUAGCAAAUAUGUUGCGCCACUUCAUUCCUCUUAUGAUUGAGAAAAAACAAGGGAUUCUUGUUAAUAUGUCGUCUGGGUGGGGAAGAUCUGCUGCAGCACAGGUAGCCCCUUAUUGUGCUUCAAAAUGGGCGGUUGAAGGGUUGACCAAGUCAGUGGCAAAAGAGCUGCCAGCUGGCAUGGCAAUUGUUGCACUUAAUCCAGGGGUAAUAAACACUGAGAUGCUUCAAUCUUGCUUUGGUAGUUCCUCUGGCAUGUAUCAGGCACCUGAUUCAUGGGCUCCAAAGGCAGCUGAUAUGAUAUUAAAUCUUACAGUGGCUGAUAAUGGUGCUUCUCUUUCAGUAUAAAUAUAUGUCAACUUUAUAAAUUAAUAUAGAUAAGCAUAGCUGUUUUACUUUUAUUAAGGACCAGAUUAUUAAUUUUUUUAACUUUGGUUUAAGAUCCUUCUAAUUUAGC